UUUCAUAGAAGUUUACGUGCCCAUUGCUGUUUUUUUAGCAACUGCUCUGUCUGAUACGUAGAUAAAGGCAGCGAUAGGUCCGCCUGUACCGAUGACCAAACAAUGUAAAGACCGGAAACUAUCUUCAUAACUGACUAACGUCAAACUUGGUAACGCCUUCAUGUUCCAAAGUACAACCAGAGUACCGGUUGGCUUACAAUUUGUGCAAAAGGUCGCUAGAUCAAAGGACGUUUUUGUCUGCCAGUUUACUUUUGUUGAAGAGAGUACACAUUAAGUUUUUUUUACAGCUGUUGUCAGCAAGGAGCAAAAAUGAGUCGAAGAGGUGAAAGAAACGAGGAAACGGACAAAGCCUCUGUUUCCUCAAACGUCGCAGACGAUUCACAGAGGAUGACAACAAUUUACGCUGUGUAUCUCAUCGCCGCUUUGGAUAUCACCUGGAUGUUUUUACAGUUCUCCGUAACCCCUUAUUUGGCAAAGAAGCUCGGCUUUGACACGUUGUGGUUUGGUUAUUUGCAAACUACAGUUGGAGUUAUUCAGCUGCUCGGGGGCCCAAUGUUUGGAAGGUUUGCAGAUCUAUUUGGGGCACGGACAGCUUUGUCCCUGGCAUGUGCUUCAACUGUUGUCUUCUUUCUGCUGCUGGCCACAGCAGACACUCCAGCCAUGUUGUUCAUCCAUAAAAUCCCCACAAUCUUUAUGCAUGUUCUCCCUGCAUCACAAAUGGUCGUUACAGACCUUACAAAACCUGAGAAACGGGCCGACGCCUUAUCCAAGCUUGGUCUGUGUUUUGGCAUCGGUAUGAUAGUUGGCUCCACAUUAGGCGGACAGCUGAGCAAACUCUAUGGGGAGAAGUUUACUGCAUGUUUUGGUGCUGCAGGGAGUGCCUUCAGCUUGCUGUUGGUUUUAAAGUUCAUCCCAAAAAAUACAAAAGCUGAAACAACCAGAGGCAACACUACAGAUGACAACAGAAGAAAGUCAGUAUUCAAUCUGAGUGAGAUUACAAGGCUGAUGAAGUUUCCAACAGUGAUGCAGACUUUCAUUAUCAAGAUAGUCGCAGGUUUGCCAUCAGGCAUUUUUCAAGUGAUGUUUUCUAUCAUUGCACUGGAGUUCUUUAAGCUGCAACCUGAGCAGAAUGGCUACCUGAUGGCCUAUUUUGGCAUCGUCCAAAUGGUUAUUCAAGGAGGAGUGAUCGGUCGGCUUACGGCAAGAUACUCUGACAAUUCAUUGCUGCUUCUAUCCAUUGGAGUGUCCUCUUUUGUGGGACUGGCUCAGGCAUAUAUACAGAAUGUGUGGCAGUUCUGCUUUAACAUCCUCCCGAUGAUGUUUUCUCUCAGUGUGUUUAAUGUCAUCACAGACAGCAUGCUCACCAAGAGUGUACCGUCCUCUGACACAGGCACAAUGCUGGGACUGUGUGCAUCUGUUCAAUCUCUGCUUCGCACAGUGGGACCUACUAUAGGGGGCUUCCUGUAUGUGAACUACGGCAUUUCCUCUAUAGGUUUAAUCCAAUUUUUCGUGAAUAUUGCUGUGUUUGUCUACCUGCUACAGCGCCGACUCAACAAGACAGCCGAGCAGAGAAAGUGACACCUCUCAGUCUUUUUGUCUCGCUUGUUCAAAAACUCAGAAAAAGGAGAGGAGAUGGAAAUCAGCUGUUGAUUUUAAAAACAAGCAUUAUAUACACACACAUUUCCCUUUUUUAGUAACUGCCAUAAUUAGAUCAUAUCCCAUUAUUCCAGAUUUUGUGCUCUGUUCAAGUUUCUGUUGAUUCAGUGUCAGAUCACUAGAUGGCACCAAAUCCUCUAUUUUACUGGCUGAUGGUUUUAUUGGCUCGUUGUUCACAUAAAGAUCAGAGUUUAAUCAGUUUGAUUAUGAUUGAAAACAGGGCCAACUCCAUUGCUACUACAAUUUAGAAUAAAAGUUAAUUUUCUUAAGUUAUUGUUUUGCAUUAAACUUUCGGAAAUGCUUUUGUUUUUUCUAUACAAAUUCAAAGUCAGGAAUGCACUGUAGACUUACCUUUGCACUGAAAAGGACCAAUCUUAAUUCUAAACAACCACGCUUUUUAAUGGCUGUAAACUUUCAUAUAAAUAAAUGUGUGAGAGGAAAAAAAAGCAAAUUUAAUAAUAAUAAUUGCCAGAAUAGUUCAGAGACUAUGAUGCCAGUGCUGUCCUGGUACACCCUUAGUAUCACCCAGCCAGGCUUCAACUCACUACUGUAAGUAAACUACUUUUAUUUACUCGUUCAUAUUUAGGUUUAGAAUGAUGUGGUGAAAAAAAGUGAACUGAUAAAAUACAACAUGUUAAAGAUUAAACCAGUGGUUCCCAAACCUUUUUUGUUGUGUUUCACCUCAUGUUAAACAUGUGAUGGGUAUAAAGUCGCUGGAGCGUUUCUGGGUAUUUUGGCAACCCACAAAAAGUCUAAGUGCCCCCAAUAUCCAGUAAACACCAACUGGAAUUAAGUAACUAAAAUACAUUUACAGAAUUUAACUAGUGGACUGUGAUUUUGCUUACCUUUGUUCACUUUAGCUUUUCCAUUUGUAUAUAAAUGUAAAAAUCAUAACACUGCAGCCACCUACAAAAUGGCCAAUCCUCCGUGUCUAAUGUAACACACCAUCAAGUCAAUUUUUCCCAAAGAUGAAAUAUGUUUUUAACUGUUGCAGAUACAUAUUUAUAGCUCUUCACAUUACCUGAUAUGAAUUUGGAAAAGGUUUUUAUAAGAUGUAAUCCUGUCUGAAUUUAAAUCUAUGAGACAUCUGCAACAUCAAAGCUGUAUUAGUCUGGCAAAGUCUGUUUGGAGCUCUAACACAGUUUGCAACCAACAUACAGCUUGUAAAAUAAGUAUUGAAAAUAUUAAAUAUAGGUUUGAUUUCUUUGCAUGUGUGGAUUGGAUGGGUUGUUACCGACAUCUGGUGAGAAGUUCAUCUCGAUAGCACAUUUAGAAAUACAUCUACUUAGAAAACUGGUGACGUGUUCAAAAUUAAUUUUACCUGCUGUAUUUAAAAUUAUUGAAUAUUUCAGGCCUAAAGCAUUCAUUAACUCUUUAUUUAUUUCUUGUACAUUUCUUAUACAGUUUCUUAUACAGUUUAGAAACACAGAUCAGUUUUGGUUUAGCGUUUUUAGCAUCCAGCUGUGUGCUGUGUAAGUGGCAUCAGUGUCACCAGUAGAGUUUCUCCUUAUACAAACUAAGCAGUCCAGAUGAACACAAAAUACAUGAUUGUGUGUGUAUCUUGCUCUCUCCAGAUCACACAGCGCAGUGUGAAUAGGGAUUCGUGUUUAUACACCAGGUGACUCAGGUGUAAUUAUAGUAAACAGAGACACAAUAAAGAUUAGGAUUAAAGAUUGAGAUUAAAUUUUCAGCAUAUGUCAGCCUGUUCAUGGUAUCAAGUACUGGAGCUAGCAGGAAUGGACUUACCCACACAGAGUGUCUGAUGAAGCAGGUGAUGGUGGGGCUGAAAGUGCCUGAAAGCUUUCCCCUGCCUUAAUGAAGAUCAAAGAAAUUAGCAAGAAGGUGUUUAAAAAGAAGUUGAAAUGCCUAUAACAGCUGGGCUCAAUGACAGGCUGCUGUAGAUGAAGCAAUUGUAGAAAUGUUCAGAGCUCGCAUCACUGAGCUAGCAGCAGAGAGGUCUUCCACACGGCGUACCUGUAGAAAUGUAGUUUUUACUACAUGUAUUCUUAUAGGCUUCCUUGUCCUGACGUUUCAACUUAAGAUAAAUGAAAAUGUAAGAAAUCAAUUAAGCAAAUGCUGAGAGAACUUAAUUCAGACAGUAAAGAAACCACAAAAGUAUAAAAAUAAAAACCGUCCAUAGCCAACACCGGGUGAUAAAAACACUCGACAGAAGGUCAGAACAGCCUUUCUUGAAGAUAAUUCAAUAAUAUGACACAGGCUGAUAUGAGUUCCUGGAUAUUCCAAAGGAAAAACCAAAUCCUUCCAACCAAUCACACCCUCCUUGAGCCUGGUUUUGCUGGAGGUUUCUUCCUGUUGAAAGGGAGUUUUUCUGUCCCACUGUUGCCAAGUGCUUGCUCUGAUUUGGAGGGUUUCUGUCUAACAAUGUAAGAUCUUUACUCUGCAAUAUAAAGCACCUUGAGACAGCUGUUAGUG
Molecule: messenger RNA, 4089 nt
Organism: Pelmatolapia mariae (spotted tilapia)
Lineage: Eukaryota; Metazoa; Chordata; Actinopteri; Cichliformes; Cichlidae
Gene: slc67a1
Product: solute carrier family 22 member 18
Exons: 10
Coding region: 310-1578 (422 amino acids)
Biological process (GO): transmembrane transport
Cellular component (GO): nuclear envelope
Molecular function (GO): transmembrane transporter activity
Source: RefSeq, a predicted model, not a curated record